AUGGCAGCAAUGGCAACUUUUCCAAGAGACCACAUCACAGCCUUAAAAGGGAUGAUAAAAAUCAGCUCCCUCUUCACAAUGACAACAACAAUUUUCAUCGGUUUUCUGUUUACAGUUCAUGCACCUGUAACCGUUUCUUUCUCAUCGCCGCCUUGUCCUUCGACAAAUGAUCCAUUUUACAGAGACAUUAUGCUUUUCACACUCACAUCAUUCGGUUGUUUCUUUUCCACAACACUUCUAUCACUCUCUCUCAAGCAACUCAUGCGCUUCCAAAACCAAACCUUCCAACCCAUCUUGAGGCAAGGGAUGAAGCUUUCUGUAACUGGAUUUGUGUUAGGCUGUUCCUUCCUUUUCUAUGCUUUUUACAAUGUUCUUGUCGGUAACGUUGGUCGCGUUGAACGUGUUCCCUUGAGAACAUUGCUUACUAUCAUUCCACUUUGUUUCCUCGUUUUUGGUGGUCUCGUCGUCUAUGUCGGGGUUUAUGUUUUUGUUAUCAAGACAACCUCGACAUAG
This is a messenger RNA of Cicer arietinum (chickpea), 513 nucleotides long. RefSeq lists its product as uncharacterized. NCBI's taxonomy places the organism in Eukaryota, Viridiplantae, Streptophyta, Magnoliopsida, Fabales, Fabaceae. The record is from RefSeq and is a predicted model, not a curated record.